Molecule: messenger RNA, 6361 nt
Organism: Thunnus maccoyii (southern bluefin tuna)
Lineage: Eukaryota; Metazoa; Chordata; Actinopteri; Scombriformes; Scombridae
Gene: slc24a4b
Product: solute carrier family 24 member 4b
Exons: 17
Coding region: 1279-3051 (590 amino acids)
Biological process (GO): calcium ion transmembrane transport; intracellular calcium ion homeostasis
Cellular component (GO): membrane
Molecular function (GO): calcium channel activity; calcium, potassium:sodium antiporter activity
Source: RefSeq, a predicted model, not a curated record
ACAUCUAAUUUACUGCUGUCACACUGACAAAAAGGUCCCUUUUACAUGAUUCAUUUCUAGUAUGUACAGGUCUGUUUGUGUGAAGCAAUUUUCUCAAGAGCAAAACGUACAAGCCAUUAUAAUCUUGGCACAAAAAAACCUUUAGGCAACGAGAAAUUAUUUCAUGGUUGUAGAUUUGAGGAUGGGUGCCCGUGAGCUGGAAGAUCUAUAACCUCAAUUAUUCAGCAUGAUAUCAAAAUGAGGAUAGCAGGUAACUUGUAGGCCGGUUAUUAAAGGGGCUGUGCUCGGGACCCAGAAAGAUAUUGGAUUUGGUUUCAUAACACAGCAUUGGGAUACGGGUGGUUUGUGUUGGGCUUGUUGUGAGUGGCAUGAUAGGGCUUGCCUCGGCGCACAAAUCCUGUACGUUUGGUCACACGGCGACGCGCAAAUAACGUGAAAGAUUUCCGGACUCCAGGGUCCAGAGUGAUCGAUGAGCAGCUGUCUUGUGGGUGUUUCAAGGUGGGCAGUCGAAGCAGGAGCGACAUGAUCUUUUUACAGGCUGUUUGCACAUGCAGUCCUCGGGAAAGUUAAAGGAGCCCGGUCUCAUUGAGGGAGGAUGAAGGGCGCAGAGUAGGAGAGCAGCUGGAAGCAAAAGGGAGCUGAUGGUCCUCUCUCAUCAGCGCGGCUUUUCUGCACUGAGGAGGAAUUCAUGCGGAGGGGGAGGCGCCCAAGCGAGGCGAGCAGCACGACUGCUGCCCGAAUUUAACAAUUAACCUUGAUGAACACAGAUUGGUUUCACUUAACAGGCGCAGGUGCGUGGAGUUUGCGAUACGGCGCAGCUGAGCCACUCCACGUUUAUGACUGGACACUGACGCAUUUUAUGCCAAACACAGAAACUACAGGGAUAGAAGGAUAUUGCAGCUGAUGUUUUUUUUUUUCUCACGGGACAGGAUGCAGGUUGCAGCGGGAGCCCGUCCGACACUCAUCAUCUUGCAAAAUCCGAAUUCUGGAGCAUUGUUAAAUUGAUUUGGAGACCUAUAUAUCGGAAUUUGACCGCCGUGUCAUUGCUUAGCCUACCAGUCCCAGCAGCUAAAAAGGCAUCUUCUCAACGGCGGAGACGAGAAGGAGAGAGAGAAAAAAAACCUGUCCGCCUCACUACUCUCCAUCUGCGCCCUGGACGGCUUGAAAUGAGGACCACAUCCCGACUCUGUUCCGUGUGAAGAGGCAAGCGGGGCGGCAGUUUCUUCGGCUCUCAAGGACGCAAAAAAAAAAAAGUGGCCGCCGGCCGAGCUGAGAAGCAUGGAGCGGGACGACACCGUGAGCGUGUCCAAAAAGACAAUAAUUGCGAAGAUAUUUAAAGUUCGCAAGAGGAGGGAGAUGCUUUUCGUACAGGUGUGCUUUAUCUGCAGUGUCCUCUUCGUGGCGUGGAGCAUGUCGGCGCUGUUGACCAAGACAGGCCAUGGGAUGAUAGUGGAGGGCCAUCCAAACCAUGAACACUGGGGAAGACGGCUAAUGGCUUCAGCAAUGGACAAUGAAACGGAGAAGAACUGUUCAGAGCCAGCAAUACACGAGUUCCCCGAAGACUUUUUCACCAACAAUGAACGGAAGAGUGGGGCCAUUCUGCUGCACAUUACGGCGGCACUCUACAUGUUUCUGGCCCUCGCCAUAACAUGUGACGAGUACUUUGUGACAUCGCUGGAGAAGAUCUGUGAGAAACUCGAUCUGAGUGAAGAUGUUGCCGGAGCCACCUUCAUGGCAGCUGGCAGCUCUGCACCGGAGCUGUUUGCAUCUGUUAUUGGUGUCUUCAUCACCCAUGGUGAUGUGGGGGUGGGGACCAUCGUGGGUUCAGCGGUCUUCAACAUCCUUUGCAUCAUUGGAGUCUGUGGGAUCUUCGCUGGACAGGUGGUGGUGCUGACCUGGUGGGCGGUUUUCAGAGACUCCUUCUACUACAUCUUGGCUGUUGUGGCUCUUAUUGCAUUCAUCUAUGAUGAGAAGAUAGUGUGGUGGGAGAGUUUAGUGCUGGUUGUAAUGUAUGCGGGCUACAUCCUCGUCAUGAAAUUCAACUCCAGCAUGCAGAGAUUUUUCAUGGGGAAGUCCAAGAAGAACGUGGCCAAUGGUAACGCUGUGGCCAGCAAUGAGAUGGAGGACGUCAAGCCCAGCAAGGCUUACAGCCGUGGCUCUGUGGUGAUGGUGGACGAGAUCAUAAACGCCAGCCCUUCAAAGUUCAGGUUUCCAGAAGCCGGCCUGCGUGUCAUGGUCACCAGCCACUUUGGACCCAAGACCCGUCUGCGCAUGGCCAGUCGCCUCAUCAUAACAGAGCGCCAGAAGUUGGUCCAAGCUGCCAAUGGUGUGGAGACACAAGUGAUCGACGGGAAGGUUGAGAUUGAGAACGGAAACGUGCCAGAGGACAAACCCACCGAGGCGGAGGAGAACGACACCAUCUCCCCAUUUCAUAUUCCAAGAGGUAUCGGCAGCAAGGUGAAGUGGCUAAUAUCGUGGCCUCUGCUCCUGUUGUUGUUUUUUACCGUCCCAAACUGUGCCAAGCCUCGCUGGGAGAAAUACUUCAUGUUGUCCUUCAUCCUGUCUACUGUCUGGAUCGCUGUCUUCUCCUACGUUAUGGUCUGGAUGGUGACUAUAAUUGGCUACACUCUGGGAAUCCCUGAUGUCAUCAUGGGGAUCACUUUCCUGGCAGCUGGCACCAGUGUCCCAGACUGCAUAGCCAGUCUCAUUGUGGCUCGGCAAGGUUUGGGAGACAUGGCGGUGUCCAACACUAUCGGCAGUAAUGUGUUUGAUAUCCUCGUGGGACUUGGGGUUCCUUGGGCCAUACAGACCAUGUGUGUCAGCUAUGGAUCAGAGGUGAUGAUUAACAGUCGGGGGCUGGUGUACUCAGUGGUGCUUCUGCUGGGCUCUGUGGCCCUCACGGUGUUGGGGAUUCACUUCAAUAAGUGGAGGCUGGACGUGAAGCUGGGCGUGUACGUCCUCGUCCUGUACGCCAUCUUCCUCUGCUUCUCCGUCAUGAUCGAGUACAAUGUCUUCACCUUCGUCAACCUGCCCAUGUGCAUGGAGGAGUAGAGCACAGCAGCAUGCCUCGGAUACCAAAACCUCAACACUCCCAUUGCAACCCAAAACUCUUUCUUUUUUUUUUUUUUUCUUUUUUUUUCUCUCUCAAUAAUACUGGACCUAUCUGCAGACUUUUUCUCCUCCCCCACACUCUCUCCCUUGUAAUCCUUUUAGUCCCAAAUAUGGAUUUAAUUUUCCCAUGAGGCAGUACGCUGUAAGAGUCUAUGUCUCUGAUUUGUCCUCUUGUCACACAGUGCCGGUCCUUAAUGCUCAUGUUUUGGGCAUUUGCCUGUUACUGCAGUAAAGGCUUUAGUUCCUCUGUGCACCUGUUAACUUUCUACCCAUCUAGCAUGCCUUUUUAGAUGUCGGGGACCUCCAGAAUCAUAAGUGCCCCUGUUGAUUGUUGGUGUGUGUUUUCAGUGUUCACAUUGUAGAUUUCCACACACCAUUCUAAAGCCUUUCCACAAACCAAACCACAGUCUAUGUAGAAAAAAAAAAUCCUAUCACAAAUUCCAACCAAAACUCCCACUUAGAGAUAAUUCUCCUUGAAGUCAUUCCUAAAAGAUUUACCAAGUUACUCCAGCACCCAAAGAGAAAAGUACACUCCUUUUGUCCCUCUUGACCCCUGGAGGAGGGCCUUGUCCUUGGCAGCUCCCCUCCUCCAGCCUGGACCUGACUCACCUGGCAUGGCCUUUUGGCAUCAGGGAGCAGACACUGUUAGCGCUUCACUCACUCUCUGCAACCUUCUUCAACCCUCAUCUGCUUGAUCAAAUCUGCUUUGUUUUCUUAAAAAAAAAAAAAAAAAAAGACAUUUUGUCAGGACACAAGAUAUAUCACAGUCCAAAUCAGUUGACUGUGAGAGUGUUAUGCAUAUGCAGCACUGCACAAUGUAAACUUGUAAACACUUUUUUUGGUUUUUUGUAUUUAUUAUUUUCAAAACAAGGUUUUGUCCAGUAUGACAUACAGAGGAGAGCUUGUUGCAAAUAUAGGACAUUGCCUGUUUUUCACUGAAACAAAUUGCACAUGGAAACGCUUUUCUCGCUUUGUGCUGUAAGGAGAUUUGACCACUCAAGAGGGGGUUUCUGGCUGGUGGUGGCGACGACUCCACUCCAGCGUUAUUUUCAUUCAGCAAUGGGUUGUUCCACUUUUCCCACUGCACAACUUCAGAAGAAAAAACUGGCUCCAGGUCUGUGGGAUGCUUCUGAUUUUUGUCAUCAGGUGACUUGUUCUCAUCUUGAGACAGCAGCAGCAUGGAGGUAGUCAAUUUAAAAAAAAAAGUAAAAAAAAUAAAUAAAAAUGCAAAGAAACCAGACGGUUCUCAACACUGACUGUCUGCUAUAACACCUUCUGGCCAGUGGGGGGUGCUGCAACCCCUCCACCCAGGGUGCCAACCACAGCCGUCAGUUAUCAGGGAAACUCGGAGAUGGACAGCUCCAGGAGGUGGUGAUGGUCUUGAUUUUGAGUUACAUGUAGAUAUUGCACUUUAACAGCCAUCCUCUCAUUCUGAAUCAACUAGUGCUUCCUUCUGUGUGUGUGUAUUUUCAGUGUAUGUGUCUGUGUGUGUGUGUGAGAGAGAGAAUAUUGUAUGUAUGUAUGUAUGUGUGUGUGUGUAUGUGCGCGUGUGCUCAGUGCGGGCCCAUGCUAGGUUUCUCACACCGGGCUCUCGACUCUUGAACACACCGGAACCUCGUUAACGCCAUGAGCACACCCGCCUCUGUCUGCAGUGCAUGCUGGGACAUUAAACGCAGCUCCUCCACAGCACAGCGAAAAAGGCUGAGGGCUUCUGGGCAUCUCCAUGGAAAUCGCCCAACCCAUUUUACAAAAAUCGGCAGCUACGAGCUACACUGCAAUCCAGACAUUUUGACAUCAUGCAAAAAUGCCUGUGAGGAGUCCACAAGUGAGGCGCAGAGACUUAAACACUAAAAAGCGUGCGGGGUGGGAAAGGGGGGUGUUAAGUGUUGAAAAUAUUCCUCUGCUGCCGUUUGGCAGCAGGCACUUGUAUAUGCAAUCUCAAUGUAAAGAAUUCUAUGUGACACAAGGCCCCUGCAAGGUUGCCACAAUGAUGGGGGAUCCUGUGGAGAUGUGACGUCGGUUUGUCUAGUAGUACUUGAUGUGUGAGCUCACAGGUGUGUGUCUUGUGACAGCCGAGGAACUCAGCCAAAGGUGGACAUUUCUGGAACAGUGGCUUUUUGGGAAGUCUGAUUUUUUUUUUUUUUUUUUUUUUUUUUUUUUUCCCCUUCCUAUACCACACUCCCUUUUCCUCAAUUUCCAAUCCCUCUUGCACAAGGGCAUUAAUUCUCCACCGACCCGAGCUGAGGGGCAGCAGGGAACACAUGGAUGGAUGGCUUUCCUCCACCGCUCUCGGGACUUUUGUCACUUUUUCAAAGGACCUGGAUGAGAGCACUUUCAAGGAAAAAAUAAAUUGGACCCCCUUAAGCUGCUCCUCUAUCGGCUGUGUUUACUGGACGGAAGUGACCACACAGGGCCUACAGACUCCUCCACACACACACACACACACACACACACACACACACACACACACCCCCCCACUGACACCCUUGUACACGCACCCUCCCCUCCACACACUUUACAACCUUUUCAGUGGGUCUUCUGUACAUACAGGACCUUUUUUUUUUUUUAAACUUUGAUGCUUUCUGUGUGGAAGGGAUGUCUGUACUGUACUUGUGUUGAUUCAGAAUGUGCAGUGUUGAGGGCUUUUUUUGUGUGUUUAUUUAUAUUUUUGUUUACUCUGCUCUGUGUGGUCAUGUCCCAGUUGCCAGGUUCCAGUGUGAUACCACCACAGCAGGGGGGGAAAAAAACACUGUUCCUCUUUUUGUCCUCAUCUGACGCACAGCGUACAUCGUCACCAGUUGUCUGACUCGCAUCUUUGUUACCAAGUCACUUUUUUUGGAAGAGGAGAAAAAAAAAAGAAGUAGAAUUCAAAUGCCAUAAUUGUCGUAGCUCAGCAUAAAACCAGAUUGUAUGGAAAAUCCUGUGUACAAAAUAAGCGCACACUUUAGAACACACACACACACGAUAGAAAUGGCAAUUGAACACAAGAGAGGACCGGUAUGUAUUUCUUGAUUGAAUGCGACCUGAUGCACUGUGAGCUCAAUGUGAUGUGGGAGUUGUUUGUCAAGAAUAAUAAAUGAUUAAAAAAUAUAUUUAAUGUAAAGUUAGUUACUAUAAAACAUUACUGAGGACAUCUGUAUAACUUAUAUGAAUGUAUUGUCUUGCUAUACUGGACAUAUCCAACCAAUGCAUUUUACUGUAAAGCAAUAAUGUGAAGAAAAAAAAAUAAAAUGGCAAACUAAUUCCUGUA